Dermatophagoides farinae (American house dust mite) is the source of this 548-nucleotide messenger RNA. RefSeq lists its product as uncharacterized. The record is from RefSeq and is a predicted model, not a curated record. NCBI's taxonomy places the organism in Eukaryota, Metazoa, Arthropoda, Arachnida, Sarcoptiformes, Pyroglyphidae.
UAAUGACCAAUCAUCAUCAUCAUCAUCAGAAUGGUUAGAAAAAAAUAUGGCCGGUAAAUUAUUACCACAAUGGCUGAAUCUGUCAUUAGUAUCAAAUAAUAUUAAAUCAUUACAAAUGAAAAUAUUAGAAUUAGAAUUAAGCCAAUGUGUUGAACAUUUAUUUGAACAUCCAUUAUUUAUUGAACACUGUAAAAUGAUUGCACGUUGGUCAAUCAAUCAAUUUCGUUGUACAAUUAUGGUCGGAUUGAAUUGUCGUUUAGCUGUCUAUUAUUUAGAUCGUUAUGAUAAUAAUGAAACAUAUCAUAGAUUUUUAUUAAAUUUUACAUCAACAACUAAUUAUCAUCUGAUGGACGAUCACAAUGAUGAUGAUGAUGAUGAUGAUGAUCAAAAGUAGUGGUGGUGGUGGUUUGACGAAAAAAAUCCGAAAAAAUUUAAAUGUCAUUUCCGAAAAAUUUACACAAAUUGCUCCAGCAUUUCUUGAUGAUUGAGAUUUGUUUUGUUUUUUUUUCUUGAUGAAUUUUAUCAUUAUUAAAACUAAAUUGUUUUUG